AUGGAGUUGAUCCGGAGAGAAACUCGCUCCGUGGGUAUCUAUGUAGAAGAAAGACCGUGUGAUAUGAGGCGAGGCGAUCCAAGACGUUAUGACUACGAUGCCUGGGUGCAGACGAUGUUGGCAAGAGGAACCGAUGGCGAUGAUGAUGGUGGUGGGGAUGGCGGGGAGAGCGCAGGUGUCGGAACAGAGGAGACAGCGAAAGACGAACAAUUUGGUUUGGUUGUCACUUUCUGCUCGCUCCAUUCGCCGUUCGGAUGUGCCGAUCUUUCGAGCCUGCUGUAG
Messenger RNA from Pseudozyma hubeiensis SY62, 282 nucleotides. RefSeq names its product ion channel. The record is from RefSeq and is a predicted model, not a curated record. The transcript has a single exon. The coding region runs from base 1 to 282 and encodes 93 amino acids. Lineage: Eukaryota; Fungi; Basidiomycota; Ustilaginomycetes; Ustilaginales; Ustilaginaceae.